AUGACGAGCAAUAUUCCCCAUAUCCUCAUGCAUCCCUCCAAGGCGCUUCCCCAAUCGCCCUGGGCAGUCUCGUCCGCCCUUCCAUCCCGAAUUGACCCGUCCUUGCUGGUUGAAGAGGAGAGCUCUCCCUACUACGAACCAACCUAUUUUUAUCCGGCGCGGAUUGGUGAAAUCCUUCAUGACCGGUAUCAAAUUGCGACCAAGCUUGGUCACGGAAGCAGAUCGAGUGUGUGGCUUGCAAGGGACCUUCACCAGUGGUGCUGGUCGAACCAGCGAUAUGUGGCUCUUAAAAUAAACUCCAAUAAUUCCCACGCAUGGAAAGCUGCUGGUGACGUCGAGAUGGAGGUUUUGCGACAUAUAACGAGAGCGAAUUGUCAACAUGAGGGCUGGCGUUUCGUUCGAAAAUUACUUGACUCGUUUCCUGUCCAGGGAAUCUCAGGGAGACAUGUAUGUCUCGUCUUCGAACCUUUACGUGAGUCUCUGGGAAAUUAUUGCCAACGAUGGCAAGAUGGCGUGAUGCCACCAGAGAUUUUCAAAAUAAUCCUCCAAGAAAUACUCCAAGCGGUUGAUUAUCUCCACACUGAAUGUCAUAUCAUUCAUACCGGAACACUCAAAAAGGAAGACCUUAUCCCUAGUAAAUUUAGCUCUGAAAGCACCCUCUCCAUGUUUAAUGGGGAAGAAAAGAGGAUUUUUAUUAGCUUCAUCAACCGGAUGAUCAAAUGGAAACCCGAAGAGCGAAGUACAGCGAAGGAUCUACUGCUGGAUCCAUGGCUUCACAAUGAUUAUCCGCAAAUAUGA
Molecule: messenger RNA, 798 nt
Organism: Penicillium crustosum
Lineage: Eukaryota; Fungi; Ascomycota; Eurotiomycetes; Eurotiales; Aspergillaceae
Exons: 3
Coding region: 1-798 (265 amino acids)
Biological process (GO): regulation of mRNA processing; protein phosphorylation; spliceosomal complex assembly
Molecular function (GO): ATP binding; protein kinase activity
Source: RefSeq, a predicted model, not a curated record